Messenger RNA from Guillardia theta CCMP2712, 666 nucleotides. RefSeq lists its product as hypothetical. Bases 185 to 400 code for a protein of 71 amino acids. The transcript has a single exon. NCBI's taxonomy places the organism in Eukaryota, Cryptophyceae, Pyrenomonadales, Geminigeraceae. The record is from RefSeq and is a predicted model, not a curated record.
GUUGUACCUACCACAGCUUUGCAAGGGCGUUUGUUGGCUGCCUACUGGAGUCCUCUUCAUCGCAUUUCGUGUUUUUGACCCUCGCUCAGAUUUUGUUUUGAGUUUUGGAUCCACAAACCUUCUUCCACAACCUUGUCUUGGGCAGCUGUAAUCUCCCUCUGUAUCUCAGUUUCCAACGCUCGCAAUGUCAGUACUCUCACCGAUUCAGCCAAUCAACUUGCCUGACAACCUCGCAUCCUAUGAAUCCAAUAUGCAGCACAUGCAGCAGAGCAUGCCGACGGAGUCAAGUAUGGCAAGCGUGAGCCAUGGCUCUCCAGGAGCAGAGAAGCUCACACCGAAUUUCCCUGCCAAAAAGAAGACGACUCGCAGGUUUAGGAUCACGGACCUGCCUGACAACUAAGUCAGAACAUCACAUUUCAAGUUUACAUGUACAUUCCGAUUUUGCUAGUCUGACACAUCAAAAGAUCGAAGCUCUUCGCGCGCGCACUCUUCAGCCCAUGGCAGCAUUGUUACACCUUGUUUUUUUUGUUUUUCAAUGGCUUCAUGGCACUGAAAGUGACCGGCACCUCCUCUAAUGCUAUUUUUCGACAUUCACAACUUUCGACUUUGUUGUGCACUCGUUUCUUCCAAUUUCCCAAGUCACUGUAAACAUUACCGCGAAGAUGU